AUGGGGAAACAGAACAGCAAGUUGCGGCCAGAGAUGCUGCAGGACCUUCGGGAGAAUACAGAGUUUUCCGACCACGAGUUGCAGGAGUGGUACAAGGGUUUCUUGAAGGAUUGCCCCAGUGGAACCCUGAAUGUGGAGGAGUUCAAGAAGAUCUAUGCCAAUUUCUUCCCCUACGGUGAUGCCUCCAAGUUCGCUGAGCACGUCUUCCGAACUUUUGACACCAACGGUGACGGGACGAUAGACUUCCGGGAGUUCAUUAUCGCCUUGAGCGUUACAUCGCGGGGCAAGCUGGAGCAGAAGCUGAAAUGGGCCUUCAGCAUGUAUGACCUGGAUGGAAACGGGUACAUCAGUCGUGACGAGAUGCUGGAGAUUGUACAGGCAAUCUACAAGAUGGUGUCAUCUGUGAUGAAGAUGCCAGAGGAUGAAUCCACGCCGGAGAAGAGGACAGAUAAGAUCUUCAGACAAAUGGACCUCAAUAAUGAUGGCAAAUUAUCCCUGGAGGAGUUUAUCAAAGGUGCCAAAAGCGACCCCUCCAUCGUUCGGCUACUGCAGUGCGACCCAAGCUCGGCCUCCCAGUUCUGA
Molecule: messenger RNA, 582 nt
Organism: Scomber japonicus (chub mackerel)
Lineage: Eukaryota; Metazoa; Chordata; Actinopteri; Scombriformes; Scombridae
Product: hippocalcin-like protein 1
Exons: 4
Coding region: 1-582 (193 amino acids)
Molecular function (GO): calcium ion binding
Source: RefSeq, a predicted model, not a curated record